Molecule: messenger RNA, 698 nt
Organism: Manihot esculenta (cassava)
Lineage: Eukaryota; Viridiplantae; Streptophyta; Magnoliopsida; Malpighiales; Euphorbiaceae
Product: DNA-directed RNA polymerase II subunit 4
Exons: 7
Coding region: 110-526 (138 amino acids)
Biological process (GO): positive regulation of translational initiation; transcription initiation at RNA polymerase II promoter; nuclear-transcribed mRNA catabolic process, deadenylation-dependent decay
Cellular component (GO): RNA polymerase II, core complex; P-body
Molecular function (GO): translation initiation factor binding; nucleotide binding
Source: RefSeq, a predicted model, not a curated record
AGCUCUUUUGAUUUGUGAAUAAAAAUACAGGUACUAUAGCGCAACGAAUCUCUCUCUUUAUUUUUCCUGCAAUUCCAUCUUAUUCAAGAACGGUUUGGCAAUUCAGAUCAUGUCUGGAGAAGAGGAAGAAAAUGCUGCUGAGCUCAAAAUUGGAGAUGAAUUUUUGAAGGCGAAGUGCUUAAUGAAUUGUGAAGUAGCAUUAAUUCUUGAACAUAAAUAUGAGCAGCUUCAGCAGAUGUCUGAUGAUCCAAUGAAUCAAGUUUCUCAGGUAUUUGAGAAAUCAUUACAGUAUGUGAAGCGCUUUAGCCGUUAUAAAAAUCCUGAUGCUGUCAAACAAGUUCGAGAAAUUCUUAGUCGAUACCAGUUGGCUGAAUUCGAGCUGUGUGUUCUUGGCAACCUUUGCCCUGAAACUGUGGAGGAAGCUAUUGCCAUGGUUCCUUCUAUCAAGACAAAAGGAAGAGCUCAUGAUGAUGAGGCAAUUGAGAAAAUGUUGAACGACUUGUCGUUGAUCAAGAAAUUUGAAUAGUGGAAGCCACCUCUUCUGUUGAUACCUGUUUUAAAUGGGAUUUCUUGAUCUGAUCAUACCAAUUAAUAGAUUUCACUUGUGUGACUUUGGAAUCUUCUUAUUUUGUAGUGCUGCUUUGACAAAUGUCAACAUGAGAAUAUUAUUACAUGCUAGAUUUAGACUUUUUCCAACA